This is a messenger RNA of Neocloeon triangulifer, 1466 nucleotides long. It is a transcript of the gene Nelf-E, whose product is annotated as negative elongation factor E. The transcript is spliced from 7 exons. Bases 480 to 1313 code for a protein of 277 amino acids. Gene Ontology annotation, biological process: negative regulation of transcription elongation by RNA polymerase II. Gene Ontology annotation, cellular component: NELF complex. Gene Ontology annotation, molecular function: RNA binding. Lineage: Eukaryota; Metazoa; Arthropoda; Insecta; Ephemeroptera; Baetidae. The record is from RefSeq and is a predicted model, not a curated record.
UGACGACGGCCCUCAUCUCUUGUCUGCCAGCCGCGGUCUUUCACGCUCUCUGAUAUUGCCUUUGUUUUCACUCGGCGGCACGCAUUUCUCGGCGUGACGUCAUCCUGUGUGAAGCUUUUUUAACGAGCCAAGACAAGUGUUUCUUUCGUCAGUUCGUCUCGGGCGAGUGUUUAAUGACACGUAGGCCGACCGAUUUCGCACAGGUGCAUUCGACUGGUGCAAACGAAAGAACGGGACCCGAGUUUUCCGACUCAGCUGCCACCGAUUAGAGUGGGGAAAUCGAUUUUUUCAGCGGCUGCGAACCGAAAAGCGAAAACAGACCACUGUCCAGCGUUUUGGGCUGGCCACCACCUGGGGCACGGAUGCCAACUGGCCACGGGGGCGUGUCCACGGACACGCCCUCCCCCGCCACUGGUUGUUUGUUUACAUUCGUUUGUUGAUUAUCUUGCAGUUUGGCUAGGUAAUUUUGGCAGAGAAAAAUGGUCUACUUGCACUUUCCCACAAAUCUGACUGAGGAGGAGCUUAUGCUUCAAGCAAAGUAUCAAAAACUCAGGAAAAAGCGAAAAGCGCUGCAAGCUCUGAAAGCUCCAAAGCCAGAACCGGAGAGGGCACCAGUGUUGAAACGUCCUUUGGAGGCCAAGGACGCAAAAGAGAUGGCCAAGAAGCUGAUCAAAUCUGGUGCCAUAGCCGCCAUUACCAAGAGCCCUCGUAAAGCAGAACAGGCCGGCUUCAAAAGGCCCAUCAGAGCAAUGGAACGAAAGUUGUCUGGAACUGACCGUGCUGUCAGCGGCUACCAACCCUUCUCUGCCACUCACCCUGAAGAAACAGAGACUGAAGCCAGACCAAGAGUCAAGAAUUUGUACGAGAGCUUUGUGUCUGCCCGAGAUCGAGAAGAACGAGGCCUGACGGACAAUAAAGAGGUUGGAGCCGGAGGUCGACCUGAGCAGGCUAAGCCUAGACAAGGCAACACCAUUUAUGUCUACGGCUACAAAAUCACAGAAGACAUUUUAAAAACGGCGUUUCAGCCCUUUGGAAAAAUUGUCAAUGUUUCCAUGGAAAUUGAGAAAAACCGAGGGUUUGUCACAUUUGAGAAGAUGGACUCUGCUGACAGAGCUAUUGCGGAGAUGGAAGGCAGUAUGGUGAAGGGCAUUCAACUAAAGGUGACUCUUGCGAGACGACAGCCACGCAUAGAGCCUAUAAACGAAGCAUCAUCCUCGGCCACUUGGUCAACUAUAGCUGCCAGCCAUUCACAGAAAGGCAGCCACAAAGAUGCAAGAGAACUGGUUGUGUACGAUCAUGACCUUUUUGAGUGAUUUGAUUAAGAGGAGAAGUUUAUCGACAACGUUCUACAUUGUGGUACAAUUAUUGAUCCCUGUAAAUAGUGUGCAGUCUCAAAUCAACAUGUUUAUGCUCUAAACAACUCUGAAAUAAAUUGUGUUGCAAUUAAUAAAGAAGCCUAAAGUGAU